Molecule: messenger RNA, 2190 nt
Organism: Thecamonas trahens ATCC 50062
Lineage: Eukaryota; Apusomonadida; Apusomonadidae
Exons: 1
Coding region: 1-2154 (717 amino acids)
Biological process (GO): phosphatidylserine exposure on apoptotic cell surface; engulfment of apoptotic cell; apoptotic process involved in development
Cellular component (GO): plasma membrane
Source: RefSeq, a predicted model, not a curated record
AUGACCAAGGAAUUGCCUGUGACCGAGAAUGUGGCUGACGGACUGGAGGAUGAUGACGAGGUGCCUGCUGCGUGCGCGUCUGUUUUCGGCCGGCGAGUUGGAGCGGUGGCAGACAUGGCGUUUGAUCUGUUCACGGUGGCGCUCAAUGUGACGGACAUUGUGAGCGAUUUGCUCAUUGCGUACGGCUACUACCAAGACGGAUACAUGGGGUUCUUCUACAUCGCCAUGGUCAUCUUUGUGGUGGCGCAGCUACUGUACACAGCGCAGGGCGCGAUGGCGAUCAUUGCGGUCGAUGGUCGGAUCCACUUUGACCACGGGGCGGGAUCCCGUGCUACAGCCUCGUGGAUCCGGGUUGUUCUUGUCUACCUGUUGAUGCUUCCGUUUGGCCAGUUUGUCCCGCUGAUGAUGUGGAUGUAUACCAAGCUCAGGCUGCGGAUCAUGGACGCGUUUGUUUCUGCCUGCAUCUGGUUCAUCGCCAAGCCCGAGCUGCGCACAAAGCGGGCAGCCGAUCGGGCGGCUGGGCGGUCGCCGAACGAGAUCAGCGAUCCUGGGUCGUCUCCGGAUCCGCUGCGGGCCUACCUGCUCCGCAAGGCGAUGACGCACAUGGGCUUUGUGCUCGAGUCGCUCGUCGAGUCUGUUCCACAGUCGAUCCUGCAGAUGGUGGCGAUUCUUGUGACCGGACAGGUGACCGGGCUUUCUGUGUUCUCGAUCUGCGUCUCGAUCGUGUCUGUGGCCUCCAAGGGCUUCCUCCUCUCGUACUCGAUUGAUCGGAUCACGUUUGUGGUCAACUACCUCUCUUACGUGGUAGAUGUCUUUCUCAUCUUUGCCGAAAUCUCGUGGCUGUUCUACACGCCCGAGUCUGGCUCUGCGGCGGCAGCAUUGUGGUCCACAAGCGGCGGGGUACUCCCGAUGACAACGCACGUGCUCACGCUGGUGUGGUUCUGGAAGUUCUUUGUCAUGUGUGGGACGGCCGCCGCGCUUGCGCUGUACUCGGGAUUUGUGCACGUCAUUGGCAUGCUCUUCAGCGCGCAGUACCGCAGCGGGCCUGUUGCCCUUCUUGACGUUCUCUUGCACUUUUUGGCCGCUGCUGGCAUGCUCCUCAUGUACGCGCCGGUGAUGGUUGCGCUGGCGGCGUUCAAGUUUGCCUCGAUUCCGCUUCUCGUCUCGCGCUCGCUCAACGACCCGUACUCGCGGUUCGCCAAGUUCUACUCGUGUGCCUUUGCCUGGCUCCGGGACGGGAACACUAACGAGCGCAAGGCCAAGUUGGUGGCGUUCAACCAGGCCAUGAUCGAGUUGACGCAUCGCGGAACCAAUAGGGUCUCAAUUGUCGUUUGCGUGACUAAUCUCUCGUCAUACUCCAGGAUGAUCACCCAGCGUGUCAUCCAGUACUUUGUUCUGCUCAACAACAGCGAUGAGUACUCGUACGCCGAGCACCGGCGGCUGCGCGGAACCUCGAUUCGCGGCUUUAUCCAGUUCUGGGUCCAGAACUUCCGGUCGGACCUACAGAAUGAGGAGGACUGGAUUGACGUGCUACAGAUGGUCUCGCUGCUCUGGGCCCAGUUUGUGCUUUCUCCGGUAGUGGUGGUCGGCAACGUGUUUGGUGCGGUCUAUCCGAUGGCAAUGCUCAUUGUCCAUGCCCGCGCCACCGGCACUGUCCCGCCGCUGCAGCUCUUCCUCACGACCACCGUUAUGGCCAUCCAAGUUGUGCUCCUCCUGCUUUCGCCGGCAAUGCUCCGGUUCAAGUACCUUUCGUCGCACAUCGAGAUGUUCCACUAUCCAGCGCCCGACAUCGACGAGACGAUGACCGCCAUCCUGGCCAGGUACGAGGCCGGAAAGCCCGGGGAAGAGAUCCUGCGGAUCCGGGCUAUGUACGCAGCUGCCAACGAGCGCCUUACUUCGCGGCAGAGCUGGAGGGCCCGGCUGGAAAACGAUCGUGGCAACAUCAACGACUUUAUCACUCGUCCGGCGAGCGUCAAGCCUGUCGUCGAGACCCAGGCCGCGGGCCGUGCGGUGGUAAUCUCGGCGCCGGCGGUCAAGGUCGACGACGUGGCGCCCGAUGACGAUGUCGAGCGGCUGUGCGAGGCAGGUUGGCUUGGCGCCAACCGGUCAGCGUCGUCAAGCUCGAGCUCGAGCUCGGUGGUGUCGAUGGUGUAAGCUAAGCUCAAGUUACUAAAUCAGUGCCUGAAGGAC